AUGGAGUCCGUGGUGCCUUGUGCAUGGCGCGCUCGUGCUCGCUUCCCCAAGGUUGAGCCGCUUGUAUUCUCGCUUCGUUCGCUUCGGCGUCUCAAAGAGGCUCCAGGAGGAGCGGCACUUCCCCGGUUCCGCCGGUUCCGGGUUGCAUGGGCAGGCAGAGGCAGGGACAGGGACGGCUUCCCUCAAGGUGUGACCCAAGGUGUAACCCGCACAGUGACCGGAGCAAUCUCGAGUGAUGCUGCGAGCCGCUGGCAAGUUUGGCCCUUUUGGCCCGGUCUGCGGCAGAGCCACCUGCAGCUCCUCUUGCGCAUCUUGAAAAGCGCCUCAUCCAAAGGUGAGGCCCAGACCGAGGCCGAGUUAAGAAAUCGGCGCUGUCUCUGGGCGGCGAGUUUGGAGCGGUGCGGACCACGGUUGAAGCCGGGACAAGUGCUGGAAGCACUCGAGGCGGUCGCGGUCGGAAGUCUCCGCGAGUCUCUUCCCGGCUUCAUGCCGUUGCUACGCACCCACGUGGAGAUUGCCCGGCAGCCUCUCCGGCUCGUCCGAAUCCUCGGUCUCCUCCGUGAGAACGAAGGUGAGUCUGGGCGAGCCGCCACCAGCGUCCUGCAGCUUGUACAGCACUGUGCCCGCCAUCUCUCCGAGAAGCCUCAGGACUUCGGCACGGAGGCGCUCAGCGUCUUCUGCGCCUUGGCCAAGGCCGCGGGGCGCGCCGCCUUUCGGAAGCUCAGCGAGGAGGACUUGGCGAAGCUGAGCCGGGACGUGGCGCAGCAGGCAGGCUUGGGAGGACUGGGAGGACCGGGAGAAAGCGUUCGAAGCAAAGCGGCCGACGCGGCAGAGCUCUUCUGCACAUUGGCUCGCCUGGGCUCCCGGGAGGGUUCGGCAGAGCUUCUGUCUUGGUUGUGUGGCUUUUUGAACGGGCGCAUGGCCGGCGUCCCUGCAGAGAUGUUGGCACCUCUUGCACGGGCUUUGGGCAAAGGAGAUCCACACGAGGAGUAUGUCCUGCUGCAUGCCAUUUGCCAGCAAGUGCUGUGUGUGGGACUUCCAAGUGCAAGCGCCGCAGCAUCAAUGCUCCUCGCAUGCAGCAAAUGGGAGUUUUACGAUGAUGCCGUAUUUAUGCUUGCUGCAGAAUCUCUGAAUAAAGGAGUCCACCAAAUCCCUCCGAGCCAUCUCUGUGACUUGGUCUAUGCGGUCAGCAAUUUGCAGAUUCGAGAUGCUUUGCCACUGGACUCGCUGGAUGCGCUUUGUGAUGAUCUGGUGAGAAGAGUGGAGGCACUGUCUGAAGCUGACCUCGUGCGUCUUUUGAGAGGGCUAUUAAAGUUGCGACACCAGCAUGAGCCUUUGCUGGCCGCACUUAGGCCUGUAGUGAUGGAACAGCAAGCAAGGAUCCAAUCGAUCAGCCUUUGCAACUUGAUUAACGUCUUCUCUUAUUUUGGAGGCCUGGAUAGUGAAAGUCAGAAGUCCUUGCUUGACACAGCUGUCGGCCGAGCGCGCCGGUUGCAACCUGUCUCAGUGCAACACCUCCUCACAGCUCUGUGUCGCUUGCGGACUUCGGGCUCUUCGGACUCUUCGGACUCGGAAUUGCUUUUUUCACUGGAGAAGCUCUGCCAGCACAUUGCGGCCUGUGGUGUUGUCGCCAGCAGCGGGCCAGGGGGCGGGCCAGGGCCCUUUGGCACUUUUAGCCCGGUGCAAGCCGUGAGCUCCCUGGCGGCGCUUGCAAAGCUCCAGCAGCGCGACCUAGCGGCUUUGUCCGUGCUUCUUGGGGCACUCACAGGUACCAUCUGCUGGACUUGGGCUCCGUCUCCACACUUUCUUCGCACGAUGGCGACACCUUGUGAAGCAUUCGGCAGCGGCAGUGGCCGCCGCACACUGGAGGGGCUGGGAAGCUCCCACUGCGUCGAGAUCCUGCAGAGCCUGGCUGCGUUGGAUCUGAGCAGCCGCACAACGGUCCAGCUGACUGCGCUGCUGUGCGGCUUGCUUUGCCCUCAACUGCACGAGCUUCGGGCCAAAGAGCUGCUCGUGGUGGCCCGUGCCUUCAGCGUGGAGAGGCUGCCGGACUCCGUCUGGGCCUCGGAGGCCUCGGAAGCCUCGGAGUGGCGCGAGCGCGCCCUGGAGCUCUGCCUUGAGAGCUUGCGGCGCCACGAAAGCUUCCUCGACAGUUCUUGGGUCAGCUUGCUGCCUUUCAAGUUGCUGUGCUUGCAAGUCAACUCGGGGACCUUCGGAACGCGGGAGUUUCGCGACUUUUUGAAUCCCAUGCUCUUCAGUUUUGUGGAGCGGCUGAGGUGCCUGACCAAGGAGCAGUGCGAUCAGAAUCGCUUGCAGCGCGAGGGAGAGGAAACUUUGGAGGAAGAGGACCCCUUAACCAUGGAGGGACCCGAGAUGAUUCGUGGAUCGAACUUUCGCAUCUUCGUGGGAAGCUGCGUGCAAAGCUUGCCAGUUGAUGUCGUGCUCUGUGCAGCUGACUCGCCAGGAUAA
Symbiodinium necroappetens is the source of this 2469-nucleotide messenger RNA. The record is from the annotation of a GenBank genome assembly. NCBI's taxonomy places the organism in Eukaryota, Dinophyceae, Suessiales, Symbiodiniaceae.